This is a messenger RNA of Volvox carteri f. nagariensis, 1878 nucleotides long. RefSeq lists its product as uncharacterized. The record is from RefSeq and is a predicted model, not a curated record. The coding region runs from base 1 to 1878 and encodes 625 amino acids. NCBI's taxonomy places the organism in Eukaryota, Viridiplantae, Chlorophyta, Chlorophyceae, Chlamydomonadales, Volvocaceae. Gene Ontology annotation, molecular function: 3'-5' exonuclease activity; nucleic acid binding. The transcript is spliced from 14 exons. Gene Ontology annotation, biological process: nucleobase-containing compound metabolic process.
AUGCAGCUUUCGCAGCUGUCGGCAGACGAUUUCGCGGAGCUGGACCGCGUUUUGGAAGCCGUGGAGCAAUCUGCAAAGGCAAGUCAAUUCUGUGAACCCCAUCCGGAGCAGGCCCCCCAACCACCGCCGCCGCCGCCGCAGCAACAACCGCAGCAGAUGCACUGGAGCACCUCCGACCUCGCGCGGGAAGACGGAGAGGGCGAGAUGAAGGGCCGCUCAUUGCUAGGGGAGGUUCUUCAGGGGAGCCAUGACGCGAGUGCAGCAGAUAACUACAUGAAAUGUGCGGCACAGGCAGCACAACCACUGCUGACUGCCGCGUCCUUGGAAGCACUGCCAAUGUCAAUGCCAAUACCAAUACCAAUCCAGUCCGCUGCACACGUGCCGCCUCCUUCCUUGCGAUUGCCACCACAACCGCUUCUGCCAUCGGCGGUGAUAACGAUAGCCCAGCCGCCCAUGCGUCCACCACCCCUGGGGGUUGCCCUUACAGCAGCAUCCACGUCGGAACGCAAAGAGAACCCAUCGCUGCGGCCGCAUGUGCCGCCGCGUGUGCCGACCACCGCCACCAUCCCGGAUGACCUGCUGGCACUUGGAGCGCGUGCAGCCGGAGGAGGCGACGGUGGCGGCGCCACCACCGAGCGCAGUAAUGGCAGCGGCUGCGGUGGGUGCGGUGAUGACAGAAAAUAUGGCGAUGGCAAAACCGACGGCGGAAACGGUGGAGGCAACAAUGAGCAGAGCGGUGGCCUUCCUCAGCAGCGUCGCAGCUGCAAUGCUGGAGGCGGCUCGGGAGGCGGCAUCCUGCUGGAGAAUCCGACAUGCCGCGUGGGGAUUCCCCGGGAGGCAGCGGCGGCUGCUUCAAUCGACAAAGGCACCAGCGAGUGGGCGGUUUUGGGGGCUGAUGGCGGAGGGGGGGAUCCUAAUGUGAACCUGGCGGGCAGCGUCGGCGGACUGCCGUCAAUCGCGGAGGUUCGGGCCUCCAAGGCAGCAGCUGCGGCCGGCGGGGUGCAGCGGCCAGGUGCCCAGCCGCCCGUAUUGGAGUUCGAAGGGAGCAUCAGGUACGCAACGACGGCGGUGGAGGUGGACUGGCUGUGCGGCCAACUGGAGGCGGUACGACCGGCUGUCAUCGGACUUGACAUGGAAUGGCGACCGCAGUACAUUGCGGGUGUCUGUCGAGGUGGGGAUGCGCCGUUGGGUGCUUCCACCGCCGGCGGCAGCGGCAGUGGGGAUGACACCGGUGGGGAUACCGCAGCGGCGGCAGCGGCUGCUGCCGACAGCAACCGAGGUCGGCACUGCUGCUGCCUGCUGCUGCACAUCAGGUACAGCGGGGUGACGCCGCGACUGAGGGCGCUGCUGGAGGCAGAGCUGCCCUGCAAGGUGGGCGUCAACAUCACCGGUGACGCGAACAAGCUCAAACGGGACUACGGGGUUGAGAUGCGGGGUCUGUUGGAGCUGGACGGCUUGGCGAAUGAACGGGUGCUGCAGCACGUUGAGCACGUCACCACCAACACUGAGUACCGGAGUCGCUGGUCAUUGGCAGCGCUCGUGGCUACCGUCCUGAAGCGGCACCUGCCCAAACCCAACAGCCUCCGCUGUGGCAACUGGGAGCGCCGACCACUGGACGCGGCACAGAAGCGGUACGGGGCGUUGGACGCCUACGCAGGCCUGGCAGUUUGGGCAGCGCUGUCGAGGCUGCCGUACCGGAAGGCACCGGCGCCGCUCACCGUGCCGCCAGCGGCAGCGGCGAUGGCAGCAAAGGGUGAGGCCGCGGUCAUCGGUGGCGGCAGCAGCAGUAGCAGUGCGGCUGCAGCGGCCGCCACUACAGCCAUUGCACCAGCUGCAGUUUUUGAAGAUGUUGUUCACGCCGAUGCCUGCGCGAGGUGA